AUGCCCCAACCCUUCCCACUCAAGCUGAUAGACGAAGGGUACGAUCCGACCACCGCCGGCCGCCUCAUUCAUUUGGCCGACAGAUCUAACUGCGACUCGGACUGGACGGGCAUCAACACCUACCUGCAUGCGGACAACAACCCCUCCCAUGAGGCUACACCGCACCCUCGUUUCCUGGAUCAUGGAAAACUUCCCAGCGGAAGUUCAGGUAGCGGACCAAGUGUUGAGGAAAGUGAGAAAGCAUCCGGCCAUGAUCGAGGGACUGGUAGUGGCUCGACUCGGCAAACUCAAGGUGAAGCGGGGAAUGAGCGCCUUGUUGGAGAAGUGGCCGAGGAAGAAGAGGCGGGAACGGAAAUUCUUUGCGCCACUGGAGCGGUAGACGGUGCACCAGAUCCUCGUCAAGAAGGCGGAGCUGAUGGCGCCGCCCGCGCUGUCUCAGCGCCAGAGGCGGCUGCAGAAGCUAUUGUCGGCGCUACCGCCGUUGCAUACUUCUGGUCAUGCAAAUGGGUCUGGGAAGCGUCGUCACCGUGGUCGACGUGGCGAGUAAUCAGGGCAGCUUUUCACCCGCGACGGGUGGUCGGUCGUCAAAGGUCAUCCCGCCGAAGCGUACUAGCACGGGUCAACGGUUGUGGGAUCUUGCAUUACUUUGUCAGGCAGAGUGCAUGACACUUCUGCUCGGGGGUUGGGUAGCCGCCUUUUGAUAGAGCUUUGAAGGUUCAUACAAGUAUUUGCGAACACCGGCGUGUCGUCUCAGCUAUACUUCCACUUGACCACAGUCAUCGCACGAGACUGUGUACAUGUUCGCUGAGUGGCAUUUCUGGAUGUGGUGCAGAAGCCGACAUUUUAGCUUAGAAGCCUUCGUGCAUCCAGGGAAGGCACUGUUCCACGGCCGGCCAUUUUAAUGUGUGUGCAGCAUAUGAUGGUUAAUUGUAUGUAAGUCCCAAACAUCUGUGGACAAUGCAGAAAGGCA
Messenger RNA from Baudoinia panamericana UAMH 10762, 970 nucleotides. RefSeq lists its product as uncharacterized. The record is from RefSeq and is a predicted model, not a curated record. The coding region runs from base 1 to 666 and encodes 221 amino acids. The transcript has 2 exons. NCBI's taxonomy places the organism in Eukaryota, Fungi, Ascomycota, Dothideomycetes, Mycosphaerellales, Teratosphaeriaceae.